GUGCGUGUGUGUGUGUGCAGGUUGAGGCUCAGGUAGUACUGUAACCCGAGCCUGUACCAUGUGAUCAGCAGUGGGAAUUCAGGAGGAAGACGGCAGAGGAGAGAGCGCAAUAAACCCGCGCUGAGUGAUCCACAGAUCUCGACAUGGCCGUCGGUGUGUGACGGACUGUCUCAGUGUCCGCUCAGGAGGAGAGAUCAGUACUAAGGGUUGAUCAGGAACACAGAGAAACGCCGUGAUCUGCCGCAGAAGAGCGCCGAGCUUCGGGCGCGCGCAGUCCCGGCGCGUUAAGGUGAAGCGGAAGCGACCUGCGCGCUGGAGAGAUCUGGAUGGAGCUCCGCGUCUGAAUCAGCGGAAAGGCCUGAGUGUGAUCAGGAGGGCAAGUUACGAGGAGAUUACAGUCGCUGCUGUGGUGAUAUGCAGCCCCAGCAUGGUUUUCUCCUCAGUGCUGUCCUGAGCGUCCCGAGACUCGGGGGUGUGUCAGAGGGUCGGAGGUUCGGAGUGUCGGAGGGUCCAGGCACACUGGAGCGCACCAUGCUGCAGACAGGAUUCACAACAGGCAGCGAUGUGCUCCGGCUUCUCAGAAAUGAUAAUACCACUACACCGGCUAACACCACUGAAAUUCCAAAUCCUGCAACUCCGGGAGCCAAGAUUGUGGAGAUUGUUGUGCCAAUAGUGGUAAUACUGGUGCUCAUACUGAUAGGUGUGCUGGUCUUCCUGUUCUGCGUGGUGAAGAAGAAGAGGCAGACGGAGGGAACGUACAGGCCGAGCGCUGAGGAGCAGACGGGUACGCGCAGUGUCGAGGCACCGAACGCCCUCAAACUGCCCAAAGAGGAAAGACUCAUUUGAAACACAUUCACUACUGUGAGGACGUGGUGUCGAAUGCACCAACCAUUUUACAGAACGAGUCUGAUUUCUUUUGAAUGAAUCACACAAGCACAUGGGUGCGUAACGCCUGAAGAGCGCCACAGCUGAUGGCUUUUGAUUGUUGUUGCUACACUAAAGGCUCACAAUGAGGACCUCUGUCUAAAAACACACCCAUCAUCCUCUCCUGUGAUACACUACAGAGAAAAGAGCCGCAACGAGGCGUCGUCGAAUCCAUACCUGGUUAAUUGGUUCGUGAACUGAAAACCAAGACCUGAUCUUCCCUAGAGGUUGGGGGUGUGAAUACUUUUGGAGUAGAUGGAUGUUUGUCUGCCUCUUCCCCAAACAAGAAGUUUUCCUGUUCUUGUUCGCGAAGUCUUGCUUUUGCCUGCUGCUGUAUGCUGUAAUUCAGACACUUUUAAUAUAUAUUUUUAAAAAAUUUCAUCAAUGUUUAUCCAGACAUCUUUUUUAAAUGGUUUUUUUUUUUUUUUUUAGAUUAGUUAAACCUCGAACCACUAGGAUUUACCACAAGUGAUUAUUUACCUCCCAUUUUAUUGUCCAUCAGUUGCAAACCUGAUUUUCCAGAAAUGAUUCUGGAUGAAACAUUCACAUCACUCUUGUUUUAAUCAAACUCAUGAUGAAUGUACUUGAAUUGUAUUUGUAAAAAAAAAAAAAAAAAAAAAAAAGACCACAAAUCAAUCUCAGCAUAAAUUAUCUUUUGGACCUACAGAUCAGAUCAGUUUACGUAGAUGAUAUGGUUGGUGUUUGAUUUCAUCCCUCAUAUCCAAUCCUUUCUGAUUUGGAUAAAUGAUUAAAUGAUUUGCUGUGUUUAUGUACACACAAAGCACAACCUUUCAAAAAAAAACAAAAAAAAAAAACAAUGAAUGCUUGAUUACUUGUCUAAAGAUUGGUCUAAACAUGCAAAUCUGAUAGAGAGAUAGAGAGGAAAAACAAAUAUGAGUUGAUCGUGCUGGUUAAACACAGCAGAAGACAUUUCAUGUGGAGAAGUUUUACAGUUGUAUGACUUUGUACAACGGCAAAGAAAACAGAUAUUAAAUUAUAAUUUAAUAAGA
Pangasianodon hypophthalmus (striped catfish) is the source of this 1934-nucleotide messenger RNA. It is a transcript of the gene crb3a, whose product is annotated as crumbs homolog 3a. The record is from RefSeq and is a predicted model, not a curated record. The transcript has 4 exons. NCBI's taxonomy places the organism in Eukaryota, Metazoa, Chordata, Actinopteri, Siluriformes, Pangasiidae. The coding region runs from base 415 to 846 and encodes 143 amino acids.